AUGCCAUUAUCUAUCACUAGAAAGAGAAAAAUGGAGAGAGGGGUGGAAUGGAAAAGGGCCACAGACAAGACAAGCCUGAUCCGGCUGCGGCGGCGCUUCUCUCUCCUCUUCUUCCUUCUUCCUUCUUCCCCAGCGGAACCGAACCGCAGAUACAGAUACUCUCUCCUGGGCUGUUGCGUCGCCUCCGCCGCGCCUGCCCUACCAAAGCCAGGAAAGGGACCAAGUCCACCCAUCCAUCCCUCCUCCUUCGAUUGACUCCACCCACCCCCGCGCCUCAAUAAUCGCCGGCUCCUCCCUCUCCGUCUAGGGUUUCCCUCCGGCUCCCCGAAUCCCGCAAUCGGAGACCGCCUGUCCGCCUCCAAUGUGAGUUCCUCCGAUCCCUCCAUCUACACGCGUUUCCCUUUCUUUUUUGCUCUUCUAUUGCCUUCCUUCCCUGGCGAUUUGGUAGAAUCCGAUCGGAAUUUCGGAUUUUUCUUUCCCCUGGACGACCAUGAGCGACGACGGAGACCGCACCUGCCCGCUCUGUGCUGAGGAGAUGGACAUCACUGACCAGCAGCUCAAGCCAUGCAAAUGCGGCUACGAUAUUUGUGUCUGGUGCUGGCACCACAUCAUAGAUAUGGCUGAGAAGGAGGAAACAGAGGGCCGCUGCCCUGCAUGCCGCACACCCUACGACAAGGACAGGAUUGGAAAGAUGGCUACCACUUGUGAGAGGACGGUGGCAGAGAAAAAUGCAGAGAAGAAGCAGAAGACCCAAAAGGUCAAACCAAAGGCACCAGCAACAGCAACUGUGGAAGCUAAGAAGCAUCUGGCUAGUGUCAGGGUUAUCCAGAGAAACCUGGUCUACAUAAUUGGGCUACCUGCGAAUUUAUGCAAUGAGAGUGUACUUGAGCGCAGGGAAUACUUUGGUCAGUAUGGGAAGGUUCUGAAGGUUUCAGUUUCCCGUCCAACUGGGCCUCCUUCCCAGCAGGCAUCAGCAAACAACAAUAUCAGUGUGUAUAUUACUUAUGCCAAAGAAGAAGAGGCCAUCCAGUGUAUUCAAGCUGUACACAAUUUUGUCUUGGAAGGAAAAGUUUUAAGAGCAUGCUUUGGUACUACGAAGUAUUGCCAUGCAUGGCUGCGGAACGUGACAUGUGGAAAUCCAGAUUGUCUCUAUUUGCAUGACGUAGGCAGUCAGGAAGAUAGUUUCACUAAAGAUGAGAUCAUCUCAGCAUAUACGAGGACUAGGGUGCCUCAGAUGGCAUCCAGUGUUUCACGAAGACGUGCAGGGACUUUAUUGCCUCCUCCAGCAGAUGAUUCCUCUUACAGUGGGGGGGUUUCAACCAGGCAUGCAGUCAAGAAUGGAGCACUCAAUACCACCAACCAGCCCAGACUUUCACCUCCGAACAGUAGUUCUGAGAGGUCCAUCCUUCCACCAGCUGCUCCGUGGGGGCAUCGUGACUUGAAUGCCAGAACAACAGCUACCGGGGUGACAUCGUCACAGUCUCUUACAAAAUCAAAAUCGGAGCCAGAAAGUUCUUCAACAAUUUCAAAUACAAGAAUACCUUCUUCAUGGAAUGACGAUACAAGUACAGUACCAAACAUGUCUGAAGGAUGGCAAGUGUCGGAACAAGACAGUGCAUCUAAAACCGUGGAGCCAUAUAAGCCUGGUAUUGCGAAGGAAAUACAAGCUCUAUCAUCACUGGAGUCAUCGCUGGACAUAGACUUCUCCACAAUACCUUCAGCUUGGAAUGAUGAUGACAUUGUAGUAUCAGAUGUGAUGUCAAAAGGAAACGAGGAAAAUGAAGCUGUGAAUGGAAAUGGAAAGCUAACCCAUCUAGCGUCUAAGUCACCAAUGUUACCUAAGAAAGACACAACAGUAAACAGUACCAGCAAAAGUCCUUCAGAUUUUGUUUCAAGUCUAGCAGUAUCUAAAUCAGACGUAAAGACUGGUGAUGGUGACCACCCAGUUACCAAUAUUGCUCCUAAAAGCCCUACUUCAAAAGAUGUAAACUGCCAAUCUAAUCAUGCUGCCAGUGAGAAAAUAUUGAAAGAUAUUGGACCUAGGGACACUGAUAUUGAGAAGCUAUCUGUUCGGAUAUCUUCAGUAAUAUUAGAUAGCAAAGAUGAGGUUCAGAGUAUGGCAGGAAAUCAACAACCAGAUGCAGUGCUACACACUUCUAUUGCGGUGCCCGUGGGUCAGAAUUUUGACAAGAACCAAUCUCAUUUGAAGCUUGCUGAGCUCCUGCCUUCAGAAAAUAAGGACACUGUUCUUUCUUGUCAAUAUAGUUCUGAUAAGCAUCUUGAUUGGAGUUCAGAGCUGCAAAGUUGUAGUGUGGCUCCUUUGAAUGAUACGGUAAAUUCUUCAAUGAACACUGACAAACAUCAUAUUACGCUGCUGGAUGGUUCAGACCUACCAUCAUAUCCAUCAUUUGACCGUUUUUCUAACACAUCACAUACUUCAUUGCGGAAUGAUAAAGAAAGUAACCCUACAUUGACGAUUGGCAGUAGAACUUCCUCAAUGAUGCAGACCUUGUUGUUGUCUUCAACUGACAACACUUAUGCCUUGUUAAAUGGAGGUCAAGAUGGGCUAGGAACUGUAUAUACACUUGGUAAUGUUUCUGGGCAUCCUGGAAUGGAAAAUUAUCAGCCUGGAGCAAUGGGUUCAGUAAGAACUGAUAGCGUAGGAAGUUUUGACAAGACUGUAAGUGUAAAUAAGGAUGAGAGCAGAAUAAUUUCUGAUAUCUUGUCAUCAGAGUUUAAUCCAUGGGAUAAGUCGUACUCGACUGCUAACAAUUUUGUUAGGAUGCUUAGAGAAUCUGAAAAUAAUGAUGUGCCUUUCACCGUGCCUUCAUGGAAAUCAGGAACCAGCAGCAAAGAGUCUAGAUUUUCAUUUGCUAGACAGGAUAACCAAGGAAACUUCUUAGAUUUAUCUUUCAGAAACUGUGGUAGUGAGCAGAAUUUCAGUUUGCUAUCCCAGAAUUCUCGUGGAAAUGUUUGUCAGAAUGGCCUUGCAUUCCAUUCCCUAGAGAAUGAUUUUUCAAAUAGCAACCCUCUUGCUCUGUCGGAUAUGACUACUACUGGCACAUCAAGGUCUAAAAUAUCUGCACCUCCUGGAUUUUCAGUGCCAGCAAGAGUCCCCCCUCCUGGAUUUUCUUCUGGAUUUCCAUCCCAGGAUGGUUUGAAUCCCCCUCCUGGGUUUUCUUCUGGAAUUUCAUCUCAGUAUGGGUCUAUUCCCCCUCCUAGAUUCCCUACUGCACUUUCUUCUGGAAUUUCAUCUCAGGAAGGGGCUAAUCCCCCACCCAGAUUCCCUUCUGAAUAUUCUUCUGGAAUUUCAUCUCAGGAAGGGUCUAAUCCCCCACCUAGAUUCCCUUAUGCAUUUUCUUCUGGAUUUUCAUCUCAGGAUGGGCCUAAUCCCCCUUCUAGAUUCCCUCCUGCAUUUUCUUCUGGAUUUUCAUCACAGGAUGGGUCUAAUCAGGUGUAUGGCUCAACAUACUUAGAAACUCGUUUCCGUGAUAAUCUUUUGGGUGGCAACACCAAUCAUUAUGAACCUCAGUUAGCCAGACACACAAGUGACAUAGAAUUUAUUGAUCCUGCUAUAUUAGCUGUGGGCAAAGGGCGGAUCCCUGGAACUGGCGAUUCCGGGCUGGAGAUGAAAAAUACCCCUGGUUUUACAGCACAGUUGCAAACAUCAAAUAAUGAUCCGAUGGUUCAGUUACUCAUGCAACAGAAUGCGCAGUCUUAUGAAACCACGAGAUUCACAGAGCAUAGUCAAGGUGCAUUCAACCUUAUGAAUGAUAAUUAUAUGGCAUCCCGACUUUUACCACAGAACCAUGGUUCUCUAUCCCCUUAUGCACAGAUGCCACCCCAACAAUCUAGAAACCCACAGCUUACAAAUGGUCACUGGGAUGGCUGGAGUGAUUUGAGACAAGGGAACAAUGCUCCCAUGUCAGACAUGUCGAGGAUGCUGUAUCCAACUGAAGCGAACAACUUGCACAUGCUGGGUUCAAAUAUUGUUUAUAACAGAGCAUUUGGAAUGUGAUUGUCCGGGAGAUGGGACUUUGAUCUGACAUCUUCUAACUUGGGCGUUUCUCUGGUUCUGAAAAUAACUGGUUGCACAGAGCAUAGUAUACCUCAGCUGGAUAAUGGUGCUGUGCACAUGAGUGUUUUAUUUGGAGGGAGUGGAUUCAAAUUAACCAACAUGAACCUGAGUUUUUGUCCAGUCCUUCCAAAUACCAGGUUCUCUUUCAUGCGAAGUUGUAGGAAAGAUGCGUCCAGAACAGCAGGUGGCCGAUGAAGUACAUAUAUACAUGUGGUUUGUGGUUGCAGGUAUUAUGUGAGGGAAGGAAAGCUCAAUAAGCUGGCUUGAGAAGAUUGAAUCAACUGUGUAUGAAACAUCUGGGUUUCUUGUGUCGUCCAUAACCUAUUGGUGAUGUUGUCGUGGGUUGAGAAACCAAAAGUAAGAGUCCCCUGUUUGUACAUGAUUUGUUUCUGUAACUUGCUCCUUUUGUUGGUGCACAAGACAGGGGCUGAGCUUUUGUUGACAAAAAAAUACAUGCGGAUUGGUGUGUCUAA
Molecule: messenger RNA, 4551 nt
Organism: Phragmites australis (common reed)
Lineage: Eukaryota; Viridiplantae; Streptophyta; Magnoliopsida; Poales; Poaceae
Exons: 14
Coding region: 491-4018 (1175 amino acids)
Biological process (GO): protein ubiquitination
Cellular component (GO): CCR4-NOT complex
Molecular function (GO): ubiquitin-protein transferase activity; RNA binding
Source: RefSeq, a predicted model, not a curated record